This is a messenger RNA of Pollicipes pollicipes, 4054 nucleotides long. Its product is annotated as glucose-6-phosphate exchanger SLC37A2. Gene Ontology annotation, cellular component: membrane. Lineage: Eukaryota; Metazoa; Arthropoda; Thecostraca; Pollicipedomorpha; Pollicipedidae. The transcript has 15 exons. Gene Ontology annotation, molecular function: transmembrane transporter activity. The record is from RefSeq and is a predicted model, not a curated record. Gene Ontology annotation, biological process: transmembrane transport. Bases 84 to 1784 code for a protein of 566 amino acids.
CCGGUGGUGGGAGGCGGUGCCGUGAGCGGUUGAGGUGCCUGAGCUCCGAACUACGCGGGUUUGGCACAGGACAUCUUCGUGUGAUGUCAAACCUACCAUGCGGCAUAUGGCUGUUGGAUAAAAUUGGAUGCUGUUCCGGCUAUAAUACAAAGGCCCGGAACAUCACGUUCAAAUGGCUGAUAUUUAUCCUAACGUUCGUCACCUACGCGGCGUUCCACGCCUCGCGCAAGCCCAUCUCGGUGGUGAAGAACGUGCUGAACCAGGACUGCGACGGCCACACUCCGCCGCCGGGGGUGAACGCCACAGCUGACCCGCACUGGUGCGACUGGCAGCCGUUCGUUGGUGUAGAUUCCAACACCCUGCUCGGAUUCCUGGAUUCGUCGUACCUAUUCAGCUAUGCGGUGGCGAUGUUCUUUAGUGGCAUGCUGGCGGACCGCAUGGACCUGCGAUACUUCAUGACGGCCGGCAUGUUGUUCUCCGCCUCCUUCACGGCCGCCUUCGGCCUCGCGUACUUCUGGAAGAUCCACUCGCUGACCUACUUCAUCGCUGUGCAGAUAGCCUGCGGCGCCUUCCAGGCCAGCGGCUGGCCCGGCGUUGUGACGGUCAUGGGCAACUGGAACGGCAAGGGCAAACGGGGCCUGAUCUUCGGCAUCUGGAACUCGCACACUUCCGUGGGCAACAUCCUGGGCUCGCUGAUGGCCUCCGCCUUCGUAGACAACUUGUGGGGCCUCUCUUUCAUCGUGCCUGGUGCCUUCCUGGCGCUAGUGGGCGUGAUCGACUUCUUCUUCCUCACGCCCUACCCCAGCGAGGCCGGCUGUGACCCUCCGGAGCAGGAGCCGCUGCUGGACUCGGCUGAGGCCCCGGCCGGCAGCGACGACGACAGCGCCGACGAGUGCAAGGCGCUCACCAGCGUGGACGCCGCGGCCGCCGCCGCCUACGGCAGCACCGAGUGCCGGCACGUGGGGGCCGUGGCUGCCUCCGCAUCGGCCGACGAACUGGCAGAGCUGAUUGACCAGGGCUCGCCGUCAGAGGAGAGCGGCUCCGAGACGGACGUCUCCUCGCGGCUGGGCGAGGACGCCGCCAAGCAGCCGGAUGACCCGCCGACGGCCCAGGAGGAGGCCGCUAUCAGCUUCUUCAGGGCACUCAGGAUCCCGGGUGUGCUGCCAUUCGCCAUAUGUCUGUUCUUCGCCAAGCUGGUUAGCUACACCUUCCUCUACUGGCUGCCGCGCUACCUACACUCGGCAGCCAAGUACAGCCCGAGUCAGAGCGCCAACCUGUCGACCCUGUUCGACAUGGGCGGCAUCGUGGGCGGCAUCCUGGCCGGCCUGGCCAACGACUGGACGGGCGCGCCUGGCAUAGUCUGCGUCUGCCUGCUCAUCAUCGCCAUCCCCAUGAUGUUCGUGUACCAGGCGGUGGCCACGUACAGCCACAUGCUGAACAUGCUGCUGCUGGUGGUGGUGGGCCUGCUGGUGAACGGGCCGUACGCGCUCAUCACCACGGCCGUGUCGGCCGACCUGGGCACCUCGCUGCGCGGCAACGCCAAGGCUCUGGCCACCGUCACGUCCAUCAUCGACGGCACGGGCUCGGUGGGCGCCGCGCUCGGUCCGCUGCUGGCCGGCGCCGCCUCCAGCGGUGACAACUGGACCGGCGUCUUCGUCAUCCUCAUGUGCUCGGACGCCAUAGCUGUCGUGUCGCUGGGCUGGGUGCUGCGGCGUGAGAUGCGCGCCAUCUCGCGGCGGCGCCGCGAGGGCCAGUCGUGCACGGCUGUUGAGGACACGGCGUAACCGACCGGAGACGGCGCUGGAGCUAGACGGUGCUGGACGGGAGCUGCGCUGAAGCUACGCCACCGAAGCGCGACCGGUGCUGACAUCGGCGCUAGCGCGGGAGCUGCCCGGUGCUGAGCUGGAGCUGCGCCGGAGCUGUACCAACGGAGCGCGGCCGAUGUCAGACGGAAUCUCUGGCAGGGCUGAGGUCAGCUCCCGGCUCUCAGGCUUGUCAGAUGGGAUGUGCAAUCGAUGGAUGUGGCUGACGCUGCCUCGGCUGGCGUGAGCUGUGGGGCGAACGAACCGCGACUCUUCAUGCCCAGCAGAUGGCAGACCGCAGGCUCUCCCACGCCGCCGCAGUUCUUUGAAAUCCAGGGCAGGGUGUACCCGCGGUGGACGUACGUACGGACGCGGGGCACGAACAUUCCCCUGGACGGCAUGUAAGUGGGGAAAGACCCCGUUUGCCUCGCUCAGGUAACUAGAGUUCUCCAUUUCUGUCUCUCUAUCUCCAUAAGAGUCUCCCCAUUGCCGAGCGCAAUCAGAAAGGCACACUUUCCGUUCAGCGUCCUUAGCAAUGCUGUGUUUUGGCUGCGUCAGUCAGCUAGCAACUCGUCCACACCAGCGCGCUGCGUUUAAAGCGAAUGGCCUGAUGAAGCGUGCUUCCCCUGGACAGUCUUCCGCAUGUCCGGGCUCUUUCGCCGUAUCUGUCCUAGUGCGAGACCGCGGCCCAGCGCGUUUUGGCUGGGUUCUGUGUUCAGUUCGUCACAGCACACAUGGACGCCCGACCACUCGUCAUACUGUGAUCUUCUGGUGGCGGGGGGCCCCGCCGGCUUGCAGCAGGCGACGUAGGUUCAGGGUAGAUGGGCAUGACAUUGGACGGCUGCCGACGAGCUUGGGGGUGGGAGCGUGUGAAAGCGGACGGGCUUCAUGUGAUCGCAAGUAUUUUAGUGCCGUGCAUGACGAAGCGAGUGGAAACAGUUGUGGCGGGGUCCAUCACUGUUGUGGAGACAUGCCUUGGCUGUACUGGCAUUCCCCGGGGAAGGUGCGACAUUAGUUUUCAACUCUCAUAGUACCCGCCGCCUGCCGCGCUCUGCUGUAGAUGGGGGUAGCAAUCCGUGGCGGGCGUAAUGUUUAAGACGUUGUAUUUAUCGUAGUGUUCUAGACUUGUCCAUAGCGGCCGAUCUCUGGUAUGAUGGAUGUUUGCCAGAUCAUGCUUCGUAUUCUUCCAUAUAUCACCCGGGAAGCUGAUGUAUCUAGUCCAGUGGAGACUCUCCAUGACGAUGGAUGGGGAGGGGGGAUGGCAGUCAGGCAUUCUCCCCGUUAGGUUCCUCUUGCCUCGUUCAGACUGCGCCACAAAGACAGACGAUCGACUUGGGUCAUCUCAGGACCAUCACGAUUCGCCGCGCGCCCCGCAUGGUAGCACCGCUGGACCGGGUCUGUCGGCGGCCCGUGGAGUCGGCUGACAUGCGGCUGACGGCAGUGCCCUCUGCGUGUAGCUGGAGCUUACGUUUUUGCCGGGCAGGCGGCGCUGUCAUACGUGGUCUCGGUGUAUCGCGUUCAGGGUUAUUGUACACGUCGACUCACAAUCAUUCUGCAAACGCUCCUUCACCUCUGCCUAUCAACUCUACUUACUUUGACUUUACACACGUUAUUGACUUUGACUUUACACACGUUAUUGACUUUGACUUUACACACGUUAUUGACUGACUUUACACACGUUAUACCUCUAACUUUGACUAUACACACGUUAUUGAGUUACGUAACGUGUCUAGUGCAGUCACACAUACUUAUCACUCAUGCACGUGCGAUUUGGAUUCCAGAUGACAUUGAUGUUCUUCGUUUCGCCAGAUUCUUAGCAGUGUUGCGGUAUAAACUUUAUUUCAGGUAUUACGACAUUAAUUUAAUAACACAGAACUUAUCACCUUACUUCGGCCCCCAAGCCUCCAGUCGCAGCAGCGCCGCUGGCUCUGUCCGUGCGUGGACGGGCUGUGCGUAUUUCACAGGAAAAACCCGAGCCGGGACUUGAAAACGACCCUUAAGGGUCCUGGGUUCGGGACCCCGACCCUAGUUUCGUUAGCCCGCUGGCCGGAGCCAGCUGUGUGAUGUGCGCCUCCUGCACCAGCGCAGGUGCCAUCGAGAAACAUUCAUUGUGAGGGUGCUCUGCGGGGCCGGCCGCGGGCUCUCCUGGACCUUGUGCUUAUCGUCGCCUCGUGUUAUUUCCUGUGGUGCGUAAUGUUCAUUAUCCUGUGCCGUGUUGUGGAGAUUGACAAUACAUGUAUGUCAGCAACGGU